This is a messenger RNA of Nerophis ophidion (straightnose pipefish), 2625 nucleotides long. RefSeq names its product leucine-rich repeat, immunoglobulin-like domain and transmembrane domain-containing protein 2. NCBI's taxonomy places the organism in Eukaryota, Metazoa, Chordata, Actinopteri, Syngnathiformes, Syngnathidae. Gene Ontology annotation, molecular function: protein binding. The record is from RefSeq and is a predicted model, not a curated record. The transcript has 3 exons. The coding region runs from base 644 to 2326 and encodes 560 amino acids.
ACAGCCGCGCAUAUUGAUUUUUUUUUAUUAGAGCGUACAAAAUAAAGGUGCAGUAGAAGUCUAUUGCUGUUCCUCAAUGUUCAUUCACCACUAAAGUUUACCUGAGGUAUAAUUGUUCAUAUCCUAGGUAACUGUUGGGAAUAAGACACAAAAAAAUGAUGUAAUUGCUUAUUUUAUACUGUUAUGCUAUCCACAAGAAAGUGCAACUCAUAAAAGUACAGGGAAUCAAGGUAAGUGGAAUAAAUAUCAAAACGAGACUACAACUGAUUGCUGAUUGAACAACUUGCAAUACGAGCGAUGUCACAGAUUAUUGAGGACAGAUUACACUCCCCUCCAGACAUCUGUCCCCCUCCUUGGCUGCCCUCCCUUUUCCCUCUACACCAAUAAACCUGAUGGGCUUUGGCCUCCUGUCGGCUUCGUUACAAUUCACUUAUUUGAAGAACCCCAACACAAUGUAACAGUUCAAUCCUGGUAUGUGUUGAAGUGGCGGCUUCUGAGACAAAAAUACACCUGAUUGCGUCUCACAUGUCACCUGCCGCUUUGGGCGUUCCGUCAACAAAGAUUAUGCUAAUAGGCUUUGGUCUGCAUAGACUGUGGCGUAUCUUGCACCCAACAGGCCUGUUUCACAUGCUCGUCCAAGAACAUGGACGCCUUUUGCGCCUCGUUAUGUAUGGUUUUUGUUUUUUAUCCUGUUACUCGUGGAUCGUCGACUUGUCUGAUGGGUUGCAACUGCGUUGAUGAGACCCUGGGAAGGUCUCUGCUAUGCAUGGAAACAUCUAUGAGAAACAUUCCAGAGGACAUUCCACAGGAUUUUAUAAAGAUCCGUGUGGAAAACUGCCACUUGACCGAGCUACCUCGGGGAUCUUUCUCCAAAGUCAGUGCUGUGGUGUUUUUGUGGCUCAAUUUCAACAACAUUACCUUGAUGAACAUGAAAAGCUUGGAGGGGCUGGCGAACCUGACGGAGUUGCGGCUGCAGGGCAACAAGCUGACUUCCGUUCCGUGGACUGCGUUUAAAGACACGCCCAAACUGAAGAUUCUGGACCUGAAGCACAAUCGUCUAGACGUUCUGCCAGAACACGCUCUGAGACACUUACCUUCACUGACCUACUUAGAUCUAUCCUUCAACCAGCUUACUGUUGUAUCAAAAGAUGUAUUCAUGAACUGGCCUAUUUACCAGAAAGUAGAGAGUGUAUGGGCAAAGGAGGGCUCUGUCUCCAAUGUGGUCUUAGCGCUGCACAAUAACCCUUGGCUGUGUGAUUGCCGUCUCAAAGGCUUCGUGGAAUUCAUCCGAGUGGUCGGCCCUCCUAUCAUUUUGAUGAACUCUUAUUUGACAUGCUCGGGCCCCGCCUCCAAAGUGGACAAGUUUUUCCACGAGAUCCAUUUGAAAAAAUGCACGAAGCCGCUGGCCUCUGUCCCCGAGACUUAUAUCAGCGUGCCUCUCGGAGCAAACACAACGCUCUCAUGCUUAGUCAAGGCCAGGCCGGGCCCGACUAUUAAGUGGAUGUACAGUCAGAAGAUUAUAAGAGGAUUUACUGCUGAGACACCCAUUGAUGAGGAGACUGUUAACUCCACCCUGGUCAUCCCCUCGCUGCACCUUGCAGAUGGAGGACUCUAUACCUGCACAGCCAACAACUUCAUCGGCAACUCUUCUGUCAGCAUCACAGUGAACGUCAGCGCUGCCAAUGUCCCCGGUCAGCUCCUGCAGACUAUGUCCAUCCUCUCCCCCGCAGACAACGCCGACAUUGGCAUCCGCAUUGCCAAGCAGACCGUUUACGGCAUCAGCUUGGAAUGGAGCGCCGCCACAGAAAACCCAGCAGAAACCUGGUACACCAUCCACUUUGGGAAGUACAACUCACAAAAAAAGGAGGCUAUCGACAUCGGACCGGGCAUCAACAGAUACUCUGUCAGCGAUUUGCUUCCUGUUACCAAAUACGAGGUGUGCGUUACCCUUAAGAACUAUAUGCCACGCGAGGGUCAAUGCAUAGUCUUUGUGACUGGAAGUGACACAAGGGCGAUGGGGCAGAGGGAGCAUCUGAUCCACAUCAUAGUUGUAGUGUGCGCCAUGGCGCUGGCGGUGCCGGCCGGCAUGUACGCUUUCACCACAGAGGCCCGCUUCAGCUGCAUGGAACGCUGCAUGGACAUGUGGAAGAGGCGGGGCAGGCUGUCGCAAGAGGGGAACUUGCAGGUUGCUCAGCGUCAGGGCACCUUUGACAGCCUGCAGGGAGCCAGCGAUGAAGUCCUGUGCAGGAACGCUCAAAAAAAAGCCAAAAAGAAACACAAGUCUGAAGACGAAUUCAAAGGAGGAAGUGCAGCCUAUCUGUACUAAUGUAAUCAACUCCACUGCCUUUUUUUCUUUAUUUUAGGAAAUAAUUGCAUUUUUUUUUGUCAUUAUAAUGUUCGAAAGGAUUUUGUUUGAGAUGUAUUUUAUAUAUGCUCUUAUUUUGAUACUAAGCUUAUUUAUCAUCUUUUAAUUUAUUUUAUUGUAUUUUGAAUUGUGUUGGGAAUAAUCAUGUGUCAUACCAGAUUAAAAAGAGACAGUCAAAGACAAAUGCUGAGGCAUUUUUAUUUUUUAUAGCACAAUCACUCAAAGGAUUUGUUACAUAAGCGCUAUAUUCCCCUGCAUUU